CUUCAUAUUGAUGAACUGAUCUCAUGGGCGAAGAGUGAGGACAUGGAAGUUCAGUAUCAAGCUGCUCGCUCACUGGCAGACUUGGCCAUCGAUGCGGAUCAGCGGAGGCACAUCGAACACGCCAAUGCGCUGCAGCACAUUGUCAGCCUGCUACACAGCCCUUCCCCGGAAGUUUGUGAAUGCGCGGUCAUGGCGAUCUGUAACCUCGCACUUGACGACGGCUUACAGGACAAGCUGAAUCAGGAGGGAGCCUUGAAGGACCUGGUGCAGCUCGCGACGAAUGCUGAGCUUUCAGCUGGGAUGCAAUGUCACCUCGCUCGAGCUCUCGCCAACUUGGCCUACUGCAACGAGCGCAACGAGGAGGAUAUUGUGAAGUCUGGAGGGCUGACCUCGUUGAUCCGGAUGAUCUCGGCCUCCAACCCUGACGUCAUGCUCGAGGCUGUCGCUGCUCUGGCCAAUCUUGCGAGAAAUCCUCUGAACCAACGCAUGAUCGGGGAGAGCGGCGCGAUCUUGCACCUCGUCAACGCGAUGAGAGGGAAUGACAUCGAAGUUCUGCGACAAGCCUCGAGGUGUCUAGCAAACAUCAGCUUGAACCACGAGAAUGAAGUCGAACUCUGCGUGCCUGAGGUGAUCGAAGCGCUGAUCGCCACAUUGCGGGUUGACAACCAGGAAGUGACAACGCUGGGCAUGAUGGCUCUUGCGAAUCUGUCAGUCCAC
Molecule: messenger RNA, 717 nt
Organism: Guillardia theta CCMP2712
Lineage: Eukaryota; Cryptophyceae; Pyrenomonadales; Geminigeraceae
Exons: 1
Biological process (GO): nucleus-vacuole junction assembly
Molecular function (GO): protein-membrane adaptor activity; protein binding
Source: RefSeq, a predicted model, not a curated record